Messenger RNA from Gigantopelta aegis, 3692 nucleotides. Its product is annotated as rhophilin-1-like. NCBI's taxonomy places the organism in Eukaryota, Metazoa, Mollusca, Gastropoda, Neomphalida, Peltospiridae. Gene Ontology annotation, molecular function: protein binding. Gene Ontology annotation, biological process: signal transduction; negative regulation of stress fiber assembly. The transcript has 15 exons. The record is from RefSeq and is a predicted model, not a curated record. The coding region runs from base 41 to 2077 and encodes 678 amino acids.
UGGUAAGGCUGGGGCCCAGGUUUAGACAGAAAAUGCAAGUAUGAUGGAGUUUACUAAAACAAAUGGGUACAGCAUGAGCCUGCCGCAUAAAAGUGUCAUCCGAGUGAUGAAGGAACACGAAAGACACAGCAGAAAGGGUUCUGACCCCUUGAUACAGACGGUUCGGGGAAAGUUACAGACACGGAGGUCGAAGUUGAAUGAUAAAAUUAACAAAGAAUUACGCAUGCGAACGGGAGCUGAGAACCUUUUCAGAGCUACAGCCAAUAAGAAACUGAGGGAGCAAGUGGCGGUAGAGUUGUCUUUCUUUAACUCGAGUAUUCAGCUCCUUAAGGAGGAGUUAUCGGACCUGAACAGCACAGUGGAUAUUUACCAACACGACAGCAACUCAAAAUGUUCUCCCAUGAUUCCACUGGGCUUAAAAGAAACAAAAGAAGAGGAUUUUAGAAUACCAUUAAUGGAUGUUAUUCUCGAGCACUACAGUGAAGACAACAAAGACUAUGAGAAAGAGAUACAAGAAUUAAUGGACAUCCGGCAGGCCAUUCGGACACCAUUGCGGGAUCCUUCUGGUGUAGAGUUACUUAUUGAAUAUUUCAAUCAGUUAUAUUAUAUAGAAAAGAGAUUUUUUCCUUCUGACAAAAGUCUACCCAUUCACUUUCACUGGUACGAUUCCUUAACAGGAGUACCUAGCACCCAGAAAGCGAUAGGUUUCGAGAAAGGCAGCAUACUGUUCAACAUAGGAGCUCUGUAUUCUCAGAUAGCUUGCAAACAGGACCGGUUACAGCUGGAUGGCUUGCUCCAAGCGAUGCGUUACUUCCAGAGAGCGGCGGGGACGUUCUUCCACCUGCAGACGCACUUCAAACACGCUCCCAGCAUGGACAUGCAACCACAGACACUCAGCAUGCUCAACCUGCUCAUGAUGGCCCAGGCACAGGAAUGUUUUUUGGAGAAGAAGAUUCUAACAGAGAACCCAGAAGGAGUCUUACAUCACACACAGAUGGCACAGGAGGCAGCACUGGUGUCAGAAAAGUACAGAGAAUGCCACAGAAGUAUGACCGCUGAACCCGUGAAGAGUUAUCUCCCCUUAUCAUGGAUUACGAUGGCUCAAACAAAACAUUACUUUUUCAAAGGCAUGGCACAUUCCAGUGUCGCCACAGCACUUAUGAGCCAAAAAGACAGCAGUGAUGUUGACAGGUUGAAAGACAUGAUGGAGAGUCUUCACACGGGCACGGAGAUACGAGAUGAAAACAACGGAUUGAAACUUCCCACCAACGAGGACGACCGCAAGGUGCUAGGUAAAGCUCAUUUACGAGAAUCGGUUCUAAGUCACGAGGAGGCACUACGCGUUCAUGAUCUAUGUAAACAGUCGAGGAAAAUAGACACAUUUAGAGAGAUUUUGCAAAAAACCCAUGAAAAGACUUUGGCCAAGUUUUCUGCGUUGGAGGAAGAAGAUGACUUCACGGAGCUCGUCACCGUGCCACGGAUACAGGGCCGGUCAGAGAACGAUCUCUCUCCUAUUUCUCCCGAGUUUUCAAAAGUUAAAGUCAGUGACAUCUUCUGGAAACUGGGACCUAUUGCCAUCUUCAAUGCUCGGAACGAGUGGUCGGCCGCAAGACUUGUUCCUCUGAAUCGUGACCUGGGCGAGGGUUUCGGAUUCAGUGUCCGUGGCGAUUCGCCUGUCAUUGUCGCCGAGAUUGAACCGGACAGUGUAGCAGGGAAAAGUUCAAUGAAAGUUGGUGACUUUGUUGUUGGAGUGGGAACGAUCGACACCAAAUGGGCGAAACACGAAGAAGUCGUGCAGUUUGUGCGUAAAGCUGGAAACUACUUGGAGCUACGGCUCAUUACACCGAUGGGACAGAGUUAUCUCGAGUGUGACCCCGAGAUCAGAGCGUCGACCAUCAGCCUCCCAACCUCGCCAGUCAAACUACAGAACGGUCGCACCGGUAGCCUGAACAGUGAAAAGAGCAACCGCAGCAGCAGGCUGAGUGCGCCGUGGAUAUUCAUGAGGCGCAAUUCGUCGAAAGAAAAAUCAGACAAGAAGAAGCCAGAAGAAGGAGAUGACGAUAUCGUUUCGAGAUGAAUUGUGUGACAGUGUGAAAGCUAUUCUGUGCAGGCUAAGUGCGCCGUGGAUAUUCAUGAGGCACAAUUCAUUGAAAAAAAAGUCAAAUAAGAAAAAGCCAGAAAAAGGAGAUGAUGAUAUCAUUUCAAGAUGAAUUGUGUAACAGUGUGAAAGCUAUUCUGUGCAAUUUUGGUGGGUUUUUUUUUUCAUUUUAUUGUUUAGUCAUACCUGACAAUCAAAAUAUGAAGAACUUUUCUUUUGGCUUAUAUGUAAGAGUAAGGAGCAGUGUUGUGAUUUUAUGGAUUAACUUUCCAGUAUGACCUUGCUUCAUGACCUAACAGUUUCACCUUGCAUUGUGAUCUUGAAAAGUUUUCUUUUGCUUACAAAUAAGAGAGUAAGGAUUUGAAAAUUUAGCUAGUUGUAUUGCAGUUACGAUAAACUUACAGCAUUAACGUUUUUUUUGUGUUUUUUUAACUUAAUGAAUAUUUUCUAUUUUGGGACUGUUUCAGAUAUUUCAACUUACAUGAUUGUCUCUUUAUCAAGCAGAUAACUUGUUAUUUGUUAAUUAGUUAGAUUUGUUUGUCAUUGUUGCAUAAUAAUUGUAUCAAUAUAACUUAUUGUAAAUAUCUAUUAAAUUUAUCACCUGUACCCUAUUUUACAAAGUGAUCUUAACGCUAUGAUCACCUUAAGUACAUAACAUCUUUAUACACUUUGACUAAGAUCACCUUAAGUACGUACUUACCGUAUACACUUAAGGUAAUCUUAGCGCUAAAAUUGCUUUGUAAAAUGGGGCCUUGGUAUAUACAAAAUCCCUCCACUAAAUUCUUAUGAAUUUGUUGUUAAAAUACCAGAAAUCUUCAUUUCUUUUACUAAUAUAGGGCUAUAUACAGUAUGAAGUAAUUGUUGAUUUCAUUAUCAGGUUUUGUAGUAUUAAUGUUUCAGGGAUUUUGUAUCUUGCCACAAAUACCCAAGUCAUGUAGCAAUCAAAUAUAAACAGGCAUACUGUUUUACAGAUACGUAUUAUGUAGUAAUAUUUGUAUUAUAUAAAGUGCUCUUACUGGCAGUAGCUAAUAGGAAUCUCUCUUUUAUAUCUCAGUUAGUAGAGCACUAGAUAUCUGCCCACAAGGAUCCUAGUUCAAAUCUCCAUAUUGGAAGGUUGAGUUACAUUAGGUUGGCAAUUAAGAAAAUAGCCAUGGCAAAAAGUAAGUUGUGGAAAAAUAGCCUCCAUAACAUUUUCCACUGUAGGUUUGCAGUUCAUAAUGGAAAAGAAGAGUUUAAUUUAUCAGUAUUACAAAUAUAAAAAUUUAAUUAAGAAAAUUUUCACUGAAAUUUGAAAGUUCCAUGGCAAAAUAUAUGCUGUGGAAAUUUGAAAACACCAUAGCAAUGUCCACGGCAGUGCCGAAUGCCAUGGUCAAUUGUUAAACAAGUCUGUGAACUCUUGAAUUCCUUACUGAUAAUCAUAGUUCAGUUGAUUCUGUUCAUAGCAGGUCGCCAAAGAUUGUUUUAAACUAGUCACAUAUUUUUCACUUUCUAAUUAUGACUUGUCAGUGAGGUAUUUUAUUAAAAAACAGCAAUAAGCUGAACAAACACUGUUUAGUAGUAUUAGCAUAAGUAUUUUACAGGGCUUCUAGAUUAU